AUGACUAUUGCUGCAUAUGCGUAUGAAACAAAUGAAGCAAGAAGAGCACAUGAACUAGUAAACGAAAACUCAACUUUAACCAUUGAAGGCAAUGAUUUAGUCAUUGACGAUGGAAAAACUAAAAAAGUCAUUGAUUUCGAUACUUUUAACACUUAUGACCCAUUCAUUACAACAAGCAAGGUUCCCAUCAUAAAUGAUGGAACGGUGCAAUAUAUAAAUUCUACAGUAGAUGCCUCAUUAGUGAAAGUAUUAAAUGUUCUCAUUGAAUUGUUAAAGAGCUUUCGAUUUGACGACAACAUUAAAUGCCUAAAGAAUUUAGUCAUGAAUGAGAAACAAAUUCUCGGCGUUGCUGGUAGCAGUAAUGAUGUACACCUUAUGACAUUAGAAUAUUAUAACGAACAUAAAGAUGAACUGAAAGGAGAGAAGGGUGACACCGGACCUCAAGGACCACAAGGAAUACAAGGAAUACAAGGACCUCAAGGCGAAAACGGUUUGGAUGGUGAAGAUGGAAAGGAUGGAAAAACUGCUAAAUCAUGGAUAUGGAACCUUAUAAAUACUGGUUUAACAGCUGCUUCAUAUGGAGUUCUUCAAUACCAAAUCGGAAAGAUAUGGGCAGUACUUGGUGAAGAAGUUUUAGAUGACGUUAAAAAUGCUUUGAACUUCAUUUCAAA
Messenger RNA from Trichomonas vaginalis G3, 671 nucleotides. RefSeq names its product organellar and viral DNA polymerase type B. The annotation marks the transcript as partial. The record is from RefSeq and is a predicted model, not a curated record. NCBI's taxonomy places the organism in Eukaryota, Parabasalia, Trichomonadida, Trichomonadidae. The transcript has a single exon.